AUGGGUGCCACGAAGCAGGUUGGAGACGAUGGUCUCCAAGCCACCACCAACGUAGCCGCCAUUGAUAGCACCAGGCAGACCGGUGACGAUGACUUCCACGCGGCCGCGGCACGCAAAGAGGAAGCCAACGUAGAUACCAAUGAUGCUGAUCAUCAAGCCGGCUGGGACACGGACGAGCCCAUCAACAAAGAUGCUCAAGCCGGUAUCCAGAACAUCGAGGCGACUACCAUGGUAUGGAACAAGAAGGCGUUGAUCGCUGCCUAUGUUUGGAUCUGGGUUAUCUAUUUCGUCGAUAGCUUGCAGCAAGGCACCACGGGAGCACUCACGCCAUAUGUCACAUCCUCCUAUCUGCAACAUUCGCUCACCCCAACUACAAGCAUCAUGAGUAGCAUCAUCGGUGGCGUCUCACGUCUCACUAUUGCCAAGAUCAUUGAUGUCAUUGGCCGUCCAACUGGAUACCUCCUAUCAGUCGUCUUUCUCACUCUCGGCCUGAUCCUCAUGGCUGCCAACAACGGUGUCGAGAUGUACGCGGCCGCGCAAGUUUUCUACUGGGUCGGCUACGACGGUCUCAUGUUCUGCCUCACAGUUUUCAUCGCGGAUACAUCCCACCUGCGGAACCGAGGUCUGAUGUUCGCUUACUCCCAGACGCCAUACAUCAUCACCACCUGGAUCUCGGGCUACGUUGCUACUGACUUCCUCAACGGCCCAGGUUGGCGAUGGGGGUUCGGCGCAUUUUGCAUCAUCACACCCGUCAUGCUCUCCCCUCUCUGGAUCCUUUUCAUCCACUACCUGCACAUUGCUAGAAAGCAGGGCAUUCUGCCUGAAAGAACCAAGAGUGGUCGCAAUAUCUUGCAGUCCCUCUACUACUACUGCCGCGAGUUUGACGCCAUCGGUAUCCUCCUGGUUACUGCCGGUCUUGCCCUCUUUUUGCUGUCUUUCAACCUUUACCCAAAUCAGGCCGAGCAAUGGAAGUCGCCUCUUAUUAUCUGCUUUAUUAUCUUCGGUGGCCUUCUCCUUAUCGCCUUUGCUGUCUACGAGAAGUGGUUUGCUCCCGUCACGUUCAUUCCUUACAACUUGCUCCUUGACCGGACAGUCAUGGGGUCCUGCAUCCUGGCAGCCACCAAUUUCAUCAGCUUUUACAUCUGGAACUCUUACUUCUCCUCUUUCCUGCAGGUAGUGAACGGUUUGACGGUCACCCAAGCCACAUACGUCGGCAACACCUACAACAUGGGUUCCUGCUUCUGGGGUGUCAUAGUCGGUCUAGCCAUCCGCUAUACCGGUCGGUUCAAGCCUUUUGCUCUGUUCUUCGGUGUUCCUCUCAUGAUCUUGGGUGCAGGCCUGAUGAUCAAGUUCCGCCAGCCUGACGUAAAUAUCGGAUACAUCGUCAUGUGCCAAAUCUUCAUCGCCUUUGCCGGCGGGACUUGCGUGAUUACCCAAGAGGUCGCCGUCAUGGCCGCCGCUGAGCACCAGCAUAUCGCCGUCGUUAUCGCGAUGCAGUACAUGUUCUCCAGCAUCGGCGGCGCCAUCGGCUCGACCGUCUCCUCCGCCAUCUGGCAGAACGAAUUCCCCAAGAGCUUGGCUAAGCACCUUCCUGAAGAGUCACAGGGAAAUCUCACGUCAAUCUACGGCAACUUAGUCACACAGCUGUCGUAUCCGGAGGGCUCACCCACGCGUAUCGCCAUCCAGGAUGCGUACGGAGAGGCUCAGCGGUACAUGCUCAUUGCUGCCACUUGCGUCCUCAUUCUGUCCCUCGGUUCUGUCGCUGUCUGGAGGGAUCUCAAGAUCAAGAAUGUCAAGCAGGUCAAGGGUGUCGUUGUCUAA
Molecule: messenger RNA, 1821 nt
Organism: Clonostachys rhizophaga
Lineage: Eukaryota; Fungi; Ascomycota; Sordariomycetes; Hypocreales; Bionectriaceae
Source: the annotation of a GenBank genome assembly